CUCCCUCGCUUGCCUCGUCUUAUCAUCGCUUCCUUAUCUCGGGCUGGCCUGUGAGUGGGGAGGACAGGCUGUGGGACUGACUGGGUAAUGCUGAGCGCAACGUGAUCGUGGGGCUGAGUGCCGUUUCGCUCGGAGCUCUGCAGGCAUGGCCGCCUGGCCGCCCUGUCUCCUCUCCUCCUCCAGCACCUCCUGCACCUCCUCCUCCGGAGCCGUGGAGCUCUAACUGAAGCCCCUGAAGCACAGCAGCAGCAGCAGCUCGGAUCACUAUUGACAGGAUUACAGGGCGUCGAGAGAGGGGGUAGGAGGUUGGAAUUAUGAAGCGCUGGCACCAUGUCUAAAGCCACGGUGAAGAAGCUACACUGGCGCUCCAAAGUGCAAGAGAGCUUCGUCCCACUGGGCGGGGCUUCGGGGGAGCUGGGUGUGGCCAUUGGGGGCGGGGCCGACUACGGCGAGUUCCCAUUUGUCACUGCAGCCCCUGGAGGUGGAGCCACGGUGGGGGACAUCAUCCUGGAGAUCGGUGGAACGCCUGUUCUCGGGAUGACCCUUGGAGAUGUCAGAGGUGUUCUGAACUCGUGUCCGCACCCGAUCCGCAUCAAAACUGUGUCACCAGGCUCCACUCUCUGUAAGGACCUGAGGUUAUAUCUGAGCAAGUGCUUCACACCUGGAUCCAUGGACAGCCAACUCCAGCAGGUCAUCCGCGAGAACCUGUACCUGCGCGCAGUGCCCUGUACCACCAGGCAGCCGCGGGACGGGGAGAUCUCGGGGGUGGACUACAACUUCGUCUCCAUCGAGGAAUUCUUCUCUCUGGAGGAGUCGGGGGCUCUGCUGGAGAGCGGCAAGUUCAAAGGGAACUACUACGGUACGCCACGGCCGGUCCACAUUGGGCCCGAUAGCCCACCCAUCACUUACCAAGAGCAUCGCAACCUGCUGAGGAACUUCCGCACACGCAGCAAGUCCCUCAGUAACCUGGAGAAAGCUGUAGAGGAGGGGGACAACAGUGAGGAAGACUCAGGUCUCUCAGCGGGAUCUGCCGGAGCGGGCAGUGCCCCACCCACCACCAUCGUCUCCCCCAAUCAGACGUGGGACUCGGGCGGGCCUCGGGAUGGGGGCGUCACCCUGGAGAACGGUGCCCGCGGCGGAGCGCUGCCUGAAAACUGGGAGAUGGCAUUCAGUGACUCAGGAGAACCCUACUACAUUGAUCAUAACUCGAAGACGACGAGCUGGCUGGACCCUCGGACACACAGCAAGGAGAUCGUCAGCAAGACUGAGUUGCCUCCAUUCACAGACCAGCCAUCUGACCUGAAGGGCUAUUCCAUACACACACGGCUGUCCAAAGGGCCGCGGGGCUUCGGCUUCAACAUCGUGGGGGGCAGCCGACCCAGGGAAUUCCUGCAGGUGUACAGUGUCACACCUGGAGGACCACCUGCACUUAACACAGCGGACAUCCUGGUCUACAUUAAUGAUCUGUGUGUGCUGGGCAUGUCCCAUAAAGAGGUGGUGGAGAUGCUGAAGGGCGUGCCUAUGGGCCACAGUGUGGACGUAGUGCUGCGCAGAGGUUACCCCAUGCUUUACAAUCCCGACGGCUGCCCCAAGACCAGCCUGUCAUCUCCUGCUGACCCUCCUCCAGGCUCCGCCCAGCCUCCACCUCCCCCCGAGGGCCUCGCCAACCUCAACCGUGCUGUAUCCCUCCACAACGGCUUCUACCCCCGCCUGCAGAAAGAGGCCCUGGACGCUAACGGCAAUGCGGCGGCUCCGCCCUCCUACUCCAUGCCCAAUGGAAACAUUGCAGGCGGGGCUAUAGGUUUGGUGGGCGUGGCAUCUAAACUGCCCCCACCACGGACCGAGAGGCUAAGCUCAAGCCACAGCGACACUGAGGUCAGCUCUACUGUCACACGCAGAGCUUCCCUCAUCCGCACCUACAACAACAACACUCUCCCGGCCCCCUCUCUGGCCCACCAGAGCUCCAAGUCUUCCGAGAGCGAUCUCUCCACUGGCACUCUGCCUCUCCCUCAGCCUGAGGUGGGCUCUGCAGCCGCCCCACCAGGUGCCCCCAGCAGCCAACGUCCCCUCAUGCCCCAGACCUCGCUCGUCAUCUCCCCUCCGACAGAGCUCCCCCCUUGCGGCUUUAACGGCUGCCCGGCUAACAACCCCCCUCGUCCGGCGCCGGGUAGCCUGGGGUCUCCCAGCGGCUCGUCCGGGGCCGGAGCAGGGGGCGAGCUGGUGCCCGUGGCUCUAGGAAGGAGUGAAGGAGGGGGGAUGGGCUUCAGCGUGACGGCCGGAGGCCAGGGCGGACAACUGGCUCUGGUCAAGAGGGUGUGGGACCGGCGGCAGUGCCCUUCUCUGCAGCCGGGGGACGCCAUCAUUAAGAUCAAUGGUGCGGACGUGCAGAGCCUCAGCUUUGCACAGGUGCAAAGAGUACUGCAGGAGCAUACUAAACAAGGAGAGGUGGUUUUACUGGUUUACAGAGGAGGGUCUGCAGUCUCGCCUGCCUCCUCAAACUACUACAAGACCGUCCCUCCACCCCAGGGCCCUCCGGACUUGACCUCCCCCUCCUCAGACGGCCCUACGACCAGCCAGAGCACCCUCUCCCCACUGUCACCCUCCGGUGAGCUCCCUCCCCUGGUCCAGAGCACGAGCUUCCUGGACUCGGUACCAGUGACCCUUACCAUGGAACCUAGAGACUGGAUGGGAGUGGACGAUGUGCCCGGCCAAGGACCUCGCACAUCCGACUCCGCCCUGGGAGCGGUGUCUAAAAACCCUGCAGAUGGGAGAGGAGCACCCCCUCCCAAAACCCUGGAGGUAGAACUGAGGAGGAGGCCUGGCGAGGGCUUCGGAUUCGUCAUCGCUUCCCAGGACGUGAAGAAUGGAACCUCGUCGAUUUUCUCUCACAGGUUUGUGACGGUGCGGCGGGGCAGUCCAGCAGCACGGAGUGGUCAGAUUCAGCAUGGAGACCAGCUGGAAGCAGUGGAGGGCAGGUCGGUGGUCACACUGCCUCACAGAGAUCUGGCUCAGAUACUGCGGCGAGCGGGAAACACACUCCGGCUCACCAUCAUCCCCCGCUCCAACACCAAUACCUCCAAUCUCUCAGAAUACACAGACUUUGAUCCAGAAAGCAGGUUAAGAAAAGGGCAGAGAUCCAAACAAAAGGACCCGCGGUAUUACAGUGUGGAUCUGGAACGAGGCCCUACAGGUUUUGGGUUCAGUCUGAGAGGAGGGAGCGAGUAUAACAUGGGCCUCUAUGUGCUGGGCCUGAUGGAGGGCGGACCGGCAUCUCGAAGCCAGAAAAUACAGUUCACUUGGCUCGGAAGUGGGAAGUCGGAGCUGGGAUUUACAUCAUUUUCGACGUCCACACGUUCGAGCUACAAAGUGAGCGAUCAGCUGGUGGAGAUUAACGGGGACAGUACAUCAGGAAUGACCCACAGCCAAGCCGUGGAGCAAAUCCGUAAAGGAGGACACCGUAUCCACCUGGUCUUAAAGAAAGGCAACGGAUACGUACCGGACUAUGACCAUGAAGGCGGAGCAGCCUCCCCCUCCUCCCUCUGCUCCGAGGAGCCGGGUGUGGCUUCAGUAGCUUUCUCCCUGACGAAGAGCAUCCAGAAGGACGACGACGACAGAGGAGCAGACAGGAGAGAGUGGCGGAGGAAAGGAGGCAGCAGCAGAGGAGGAGGGGAGGAGGGGAGGGAGGAGAGGAGAGGCGCUCCUGACAGCGAUAGGGGUGGGGGCGAUUCAGCCAGCGUCACCCUGAGCUCUCGCUCUGGGAAGAGGAAAGAGAUAAAGAAGCAAACACAGAGCCAGAGUUUAACCAAAAAAGCUCAGAAGGGCGGAGAAACUGAGGGGGAGGAGGAACAGGUACAGAGGGGAGAAAGGGGGGAGGAGAGGAGGAGCAGGAGUUUAGGGGACAGAAGGAGCAAAGGCAGAAGCAGAGGUGAAAGUGUAGAAAGAUUGUUGGAAGGAAGAGAAAAGAGGGAAAGCUUCAGUACAAAGGAGGAGGAAGGGGACAGGACAGAGUCCAGACGAGAGAGGAAGGGAAGGGACGAAAAGAGAGAGAGAAGAAAGGAGAGGGAUAACAGAGUUUUUGAUGUCGACCAACCAGAGUCCAGAGGGAGAAAUGAAAAGAGAGAAAGAAGAAAGGAAGGAAAGAGAAAAAGCGUCUACAAUACAGCCCCCGAAGGCUUGGUCAUCGAGGUCCCUCAGAAGGCCCCUUUCUCCUUCCUCAUGCCUUUAGACGAUAACAGCGACCUGUCAGACGCCAACUCUACGUUCAGCUUCUCCGAGGUCAGCGUGUCGGCGGCCAGCGUCUCUUUGGCCGGCACAGAGUGGCCCCAGAACCCCAGCGAGCUUCAGGAGGACCCUGGCAGCCCGGGCCUUUCACCCGGACCCUGGCUCGUCCCCACCCCCUACACACUCUCUCAGGUUUUAGAUGGCAACAGGUUAAGCCGACGCGAAGGAGGGCUGUGGUUUUGACUAACACUUUCUAUGUCUCAUACACACACUCACACACACACACACACACAUACACAGAUGCACACACACACAGAUAGAUACACACCUCACCAUCCUCACCAGCCCUUCCCAUCCCAAUGUAAAAACAACCACAUCUAUGUUUCCUGAUGUUUCCAUCGUCAACCAGACAUCAACAGAAUAUGCAAAGAAGAGCCACUAGAUUCCAACCACCGCGCAUGUCUCCAGUCCAGGCCAAAUCAAGUGUUAUUUUAUUGCCACCUAGUGGUCACUGGAGGAAAAGUAAAGGAAGGAUAGAAGGACUAAAGGAAUGAAGGAAUGAGAGAGUGAGAGCAUGCCGCCAUCACUCGAUGGUUUGUUUCAGGUUGUGGUUGGCUGCUGAAACUGCAAGGCAAGUUUGUUGUACAUGUGUAUGUAUUCAUAGUCUUGUUCAUAGCAUGUUUCAAUUAUUUCAAUUAUGUUCUCGAAUCAUGUUCACAUUUUAUUAUUUUGUUCUUUUGAUAUCGUUUCUCACUUAUUUUCUUACAAAUGCAUCGAGAUUCUAUGAUAAAAAAAACAGAGAAAGAUUUAUUUAAGAUUUUUUAAUUAGCUGCUUGCUUUCUGUUAUCGGACUGUCCAAAAAAAAAAAAAAACGGAAGAAAGAAAAAGGAAAAAAGAAACUCUCCCCUGCCGUACGUGGUGGUCUAGCUGUCUGUGCUGGGGAAAGGAAGACGAAAGAAGAACUGUUUUAUUACGAGGCUAGCGAGCCAUCUCAGACUUCUCCAGGUGCCUUCUGCUUCUUUAGCCGGUGUUUACCAAAAAGAAAAUCUAUAUAUAUAUAUAUCUAUAAAUAUAUAUAUACACAUACAUUUACAUAAAUAUUAUUAAAAAGAAAGAAAUACACAAACCAAGAAAAGAAGAAAGUAGUGGAGUAGAGAGUGUGCAAUUUAGCAUCAUUCUUCUGCCUCUGGAACAAUAUCAAUCUUUGCAAGACUAGACAGAGGAACAAAAAUAUAUGAAAAUAAUAAUACAACGCACAUUCAGCAAACGGUCAGCGAGUCAUUACAAGUGCCUCAUGCGAUAUUCCUUUACGUGAACACACUAGACUUCCCUCGAGAUGUCUGAUCGAAAUCAGGACCCCAGAGGUUUUUGUUUUUCCGACUCAUGAUUUCAACAUUUCAGUGCCAUUUCAGAAUCCCAGCACAUUCAGAAAUAAAGAAACGAUACAAAAAAUAAACAAAUACAAUGAAGGCCAAUAAGAGCCCGCUUUGCUCAGCCCUCCUCCAAUCCACAUCAAGAUUGCUGUAGCCACACCCACCACUAUCUAUCAGUAUCUAGCUUCAUGUGGUGUUCUCAUUUCAGGAGAUAAAACGAAACAAAAAAUAUUAAGGGCAUUUUGAUACUGGUCUUCUAUGCAUUUUGUAAGACUUACUGGUCAAAAUUCUGGUGGCGUUUUUUCUACCGAGGCCUAGAUAUGGUAUUAGUGUACUGUUAAAACGCAGGCAGGUUGCUGGAAUGUUACUGGCAUGGAACGAAAAAAAAAGGAAAAAAAAAAAAUCAAAGAAACAAAAAAAAAUAAAUAAGGGAAGACUUUAUGAGGUCCUUAAAUACACUAUAUGUCCAAAAGUUUGUAGACACCAGGUUAUCCAAUGUUUCUUUUUAAAUCAGCCCAUCCUUCAGACUAGAUAUUGGAACAUUGCUGUAAGGAUUUCUUUGCACUCAUGCUUUCGUGUCACAUGAGCAGUAGCAGUAUGGGUCAUGAUGGAUUAGCUCUAAAUCGCUUGAAAUUGCCACUCCAGAAAAAUGCACUUCCAUCUGCUUACAUCUCAAAGCUGGUGCUUGGCAUUGGGCAUGGUGAACCAUUCUAUUGCUAAAUCUAUAGACCAGCGGCUCUCAAAUUUGGGGGGUGCUAGGAGGGGCCACUGAAAAAUAUUAGAGGAACCAUUUCUUCUGUAUGUUAUUUUCAGUUAUGUCUAUUUAUCAUUAUCUGAUUUGGUCGUAUCCUAAAGUGGUGCCUGAUAAUAAAAAAUCACAGAAUUGUUGCACAGCCUGCAGUUUUUGUUUUUUAUUACUUACCAUCCACAAAGGAGGCCUCCAUCUAAAAAUCUGAGAACCGCUGCUGUGGAUCACUAAGUAGAGGUGGUGUCUUGAUACUUUUGGACAUAGAGCGUUUCAGACGUACUGCAACACCAGCUUAUGCAUCUCUCUUUACCUCCAACUGUCUAAGCAAUAAGAGGCCAUGACCCUCUUUUUCUGUUUCUGUCUGCACAGCUUAGUUUUACCCCAGCGAUCCACAACAGAGCAGUAUUUGUAAAUGGUCGAACAUUUCUCAACUCUUCCUGUAAAGAAAGUCAAGACGAGUUCAUAAUGCACUUGUGAGCUGUUUAUAACACUUUGAUAAAUGGUUCUGCGGGUUGCAGCAUCUCCUUUAUUUGUAAUGACCUGCAAUACUAAUGCUGCAUUCACAUGCUGUCAGAAUUAUUGUAAAUUAUUGUGCGUUUCUGACCUGGACGUUGCACAUAAAGUUGUAAUCACCCUCUGAAGUCAUAAUUUCUAGUGAGAUUUUAAUACCCAAGUUCCUGAUUUAAGGUGACCAUCAACCUUUUAAUUAAGUAUUAGAUUUGAAUACCGUAUUUUUCACACAAUUAGGCACACCAGGCUAUAAGGCGCAUUAUUAAUAAACGUCUGUUUUCUGGUCUAAUUUUAUACAUAGGGCACACUGGAUUAUAAGACAUGUUUUACUAGUAAGGAACAGGGGUUUUGCAAUGUUUUCUUUCUAAAUUUAGCACAGAGACCUGUAAAGCUAAGCUAAGUAAAUAAAACUGUGAUAAAAAAAAACAACAUUUCAGACGUUUCAGAGCGUUUCCGUUUAUUUACAGUGAGCUUAGAUUUCCAGAUUUCCACUAAAGCUGGAGCAUUAGCAUUAGCAGCUAACUGCUAGCAGUAAUGCUAAUGCUGCUUUAGCAGUGCUAGCCGGGUUAAGCAGCAGAGGCUACAGACCGAUACUACUCACUUCUAAACGGCCAAAGAUCUAGCGCGGUUAGUGGCUAAUGCUAAUACUGCUGGAGACCUAAACUGAAACAUCUGUAUAAUGCUGCAGUUUAGCAGACUGGUUUUACUGCUCCUUACAACUUGACUGGUAAAAUUUAUACACAAGGCGCACCCAAUUAUAAGGGGCACUGUUGAUUUUAGUGAAAAUGUAAGUAUUUUAGGUGCGCCCUAUAGUGAGAAUAAUACGGUAUAUAAUCCGGAAGAGUUCAUUUGCAAAAACAAAUCCAUCCUGAAACACACCUUUAUCUAUUUUUGAAAAUGAACUCUAUUUUUAGAAAUUCUGUUUCUAAUAAUGGUUGUUUGUGCAAAUAAUGUUAUUUAUUUAACAUGAUGUACAACAAUACUAUUUAUCAUUCUGGCCAUUGCAAACUGACUCCAGUUCCAGCACAUGUGCAGGUUAUUAACAUUACAUCCAUUUUUUAUGUUGCUCCGACAGCAAAGCACUUGAACGUGACAAAUUCAUAAUUACGACUUUACAGGUGGAAAGCAGAAUCUUCCAACUAGUAUGUGAGCGCAGCAUGAUCACUUAUCCAAGUAGUUAUAAAGAUGAAAAAACAUGCUUUUAAAGUGUAUUGUGAGCAUUAUAGCAGCUAAAGUUUAAAGAGCUGUUGAUGUUCAUCACUGUCCUGAUGGAGUCCUCAACCAGCCUGCGUGUAAAUGUCGACUUUGUAUUUGAUAACUAAAAGGCCAAACAAUGGCAAAAUGCAUCAAAGUGUUUGUACAGAACUUGGAUGAGCAAUGUAAAUGUUUGCUAAGAUUUUUUUUAUUUCAGAGAAAUGAACUGUAGCUAUGCCUUCACUGUAGCAGACCUUAUAUGUGUAAAGCGAGACUAUUGUACAUAAAGAGGAAUCCCAGUAAGUAAAUCUAUAGAAUUUAUACCAGAGAAGUAUGUUAUAAGUGAGUCCCUGUCCUGAAGUCCGGAAGUAUCAGUCAAUGACAUUUAAAAUUAUAUAUGUAGCACAGAAUAUCCUGAUAUCCUUUCCAAGAUUUUGUCCUGUCUUCGCCAUGUGUUUUAUCACCUUACUAUGGCACAGAAAAAACAGGCUGCAGUGCUAAAUGGCUUCAAAUUUGAACAAAUAAUGUAUGAAAGAGAAGCAUAUUUAAUAGAAAUGCAUGACUGUUGAGAAGUAUUGCCAGUACUUCAGUAUUGUAACAGAAAGGGACAAUUUUUUGUUUUUGUUUUUCUUUUUUUAAUUAUUUUUGCCAUUUUUUACCACUUGUCAUAAUGAAAUGUAGUGAUCAGUGCAAUGCUUUUUUAUUGGCCCUGUGACCCUGUGAAGAGAAACAAAUAUAGAAAAAAAAAAGAAUAACCCUGGUUGCAUGAUCGCUCCCUAGUGCUUAUUUGUAAUCAAAUAGUGGGCCAUAUGUUAGCAAGCUACCAAAAGUCUUCACUUUGGCCCCUUUCUUCAAUUUAAAACCUGUAGAAACAAUGUAGCUGAUUCCAGAAAAAAAACGAAGCAAAAUGUCCAAAAUAAACACUUUCAAUAGCAUGCCCACUUUAGCCCUGUUAGCCCACUGGUUUAUUUACAUCAGUACUGCUGCCAUGCCUUCACUGUAGCAGGCUAAGCUAAGCUAAGAAUAGUCCCUUAAACUGUAGGGUUUAAACAAAAAAGAAAAAAAAAACACAAAAAAACAAAAACUAAAAGAUAGUCAUACAAGAAGGAGCCAUAAUAUGAGCCAAUCAGUGUAUUACUCUGAGAUGCAAUGUUUUGAUACUGUAACUUAACUUACUGUAAUGAGGUCAACUAGCAGUACAACUGCGCUAUUGAAAUGCUAAAACAAGUAAUGAUGUCAUCCACUUUCCCUUUGCAGAAAAGUAAUGAUGAAAAAAAGAAGAAGGAAAGGCCUUUUGUUCUCGUACGUUUUUUGUAAGUCUCGACACUUGAAAUGUCAAAACAUGAAAGGCAAAGGUUCAGCUUUUGAAUUUCAACUUGAAUUUAUUACAUUCGCCUUGUAAGGAGUCAGCCAUUGUACAGAACGAGGAAGAAAUUUAUACGUCAUAAAAAAAAAUCUAAGAAUUGAGGGAGGACGAAACAGUGCCAAGAUUAAAGUUUAAAGCGAUUGUUUUCUCUUUUUUUCCCACAGCUAGACUGUACAUAGAGUAGACAUAGAGUAGUUAUACAAGUAGAAAGAUCAGCUGGACAGCUAGGAUAAAGAUGACCAAAGGAGAGGGCAUCCUGAGAUCCUGACUAAGAGAUUGUGGAAGAAACCACAGCCAGCUUCUUCGGAGCUGUACUGGUGAGAAACAAGCAGCGUAAAUGCCGUAACUGAGCUUUUCCUGGUGUUAACUGUAUCCUGAUUGUGUGAAAGGCCUGUGGCUGGAGGCAGAAACUUUAGCAUGACUGCUAACUCGCUUGCAUGCUUGAUUUAGCACACUGCUCCUCAGUCCAAAGAUCCAGAGAUGGAAUAGAGCAUAUAGAACAUGGCGAAGUGUGUUCUCUCAGCAACAAGAGCAUUCAAUAACCGUUGGAAGAGAGCAGACGGACUCUUGGGGCGAACACUUCUCUUUAUAAUCGCUUACUCCUGUAUUCCAAACCACAGCCAUAACUGUAACCCUAACCUGCGAUAUACGAAACUACGUUUGCUCAGAAGUAGAGCUCCACAAAUUCCUUUAUAACCACUGCCCUCUCCUUGAUUUUCUUUCUCCUGCUUUGAGUAGACAGGAAGAGGAAGUAGGCAGUUUUUUUUUUUGGAGUUUGUUUGUUGAAUUUUUUUUGUAACCAGGUCUCGGAUCCUGUCCUCCAGACUUGAAGCCGAACAAGUAGCCAUCGUUCUAUAGCUGCGGUCGGCAGCCGGAACUUUGACUAUGCCUGAGGGUGUGUACAUAGCAGUCCACACGACACUUAAUAAUACAGAUGUACAGGUUUUUAUUCGUUGCUCUUGAUAUGUAUGAAGAUUACUGUAUUGUUUUUGAAUGCAUCAACAGGGAGUUUUGAAUUAUGAAUAAUGAAAUAAUGACAUGCAGUUACUGAAAUAAAGUGAUUAAACUGA
Molecule: messenger RNA, 10482 nt
Organism: Astyanax mexicanus (Mexican tetra)
Lineage: Eukaryota; Metazoa; Chordata; Actinopteri; Characiformes; Acestrorhamphidae
Gene: magixa
Product: MAGI family member, X-linked a
Exons: 18
Coding region: 331-4464 (1377 amino acids)
Biological process (GO): signal transduction
Cellular component (GO): cytoplasm
Molecular function (GO): protein binding
Source: RefSeq, a predicted model, not a curated record